Molecule: messenger RNA, 4962 nt
Organism: Oncorhynchus masou masou (cherry salmon)
Lineage: Eukaryota; Metazoa; Chordata; Actinopteri; Salmoniformes; Salmonidae
Product: EEIG family member 2-like
Exons: 11
Coding region: 258-1415 (385 amino acids)
Source: RefSeq, a predicted model, not a curated record
AUUCUUUGAACAUGCACUAGAACGCCUCCUCUCAAAUGGUCGCUUGUCGCUUUAGUGUUAACACUCACUGCGCCGUGUCGCUCUGCUACUUAUCAACCCUAGAUAUAGGUAAGGGGGCGAGAAGUAUUUGAACUCAACGUCAAACGCUAAAUGAACUCAGACAGCCAGUGACAAGUGGGAGAAGUGACAGUCAAGAAGCUCGACCUUUGGCUAGCUAUAGAUACUAUUAUAAUUAGGCACCAAGUUACUUUAGCAUAAUGUCGUUCAUUAUGAUGAAGAAAAAGAAAUUCAAAUUUAAGGUAGAUUUCGAGUUGGACGAACUAUCUUCUGUUCCCUUUGUUAACGGGGUCCUGUUCUGCAAAGUACGACUGCUAGACCGUGGCUUUACAAAAGAGUCCUCUCGGGAGCAGGUCCAGGCUAACUGUGUGCGCUGGAGGAAGAGGUUCUCUUUCCUGUGUAAGAUGAGUGCCAACGCUGGGACAGGAGUACUGGACCCCUGUGUGUGUCGGGUGUCUGUGCGCAAGGAAAUGAAGGGUGGAAAGACCUUUGCCAAGCUGGGUUUUGCUGACCUGAACCUGUCAGAGUUUGCUGGCUCUGGCAGAACGACGCGCCGAUGUCUACUAGAGGGUUACGACACCAAGAACUGCAGACAGGACAACUCUAUACUCAAGGUUGUCAUUAGUACACUGCUCAUGUCUGGGGACCCCUGCUUUAAAACGCCACCGUCCACGGCCAUGAAACUGGGCCUCCAGCAGGCUGAGGCAGAGUGUCUCCACGAAGACAGGAAGGGAGGGGACACACACACACCAACACCCUGCCUCCCCGUCCCAGAGGCCCCAGGAAAGUGUGCGUCGUUUCCUGAUGAACUGGGAGCAUGUGGCCAUUCCAGAACGUCCAGCUACGCCAGCCAACAGUCCAAAGUCUCAGGCUACAGCACAGGUCACUCGCGCUCUUCCAGCCUAUCAGAGCUCACGCACAAGAGGAACCCCUCAGCAGGCUCCGCCUCGACGGGUAUUGCCAGCAUUCUUGAACCCAGAGAGGACCGGGGGACUGAGAGGGGGGAGAAGGAGGCCCGCUCUACACCCCCGGUCUCUGUCACCUGUGCCUACUUCCCCGUGCCUGAAUAUCCCCCCACCCCCGCAAAGAGCUCUGCCUCCGAGAGACUGAGCAGGCAUCUGAUGAAGCAGAACUCAGUGGAGUCUCAGCUGAAGAGAGUGGAUGCUACCCGGGUGGAUGCGGACGACGUUGUGGAUAAGAUCCUCCAGAGCCAGGACUUCAGCCACGGCCUACUGGACUCCAGCACUGAGGAGGAGGGGCUCAAGCUGUUUGUUGGUCCUGGUGGAAGCACGGCGCUGGGCAGCCAACACACCAGGGUUGGGGCUGGGCCCUACGAGCAGGUGGUGAUCAAACGCUAGCCCCCAGGGGAGCGGACAUGUGAGACUGCUUCCCCUAGUGUUAAAGGAAGAAGGUGACCUGAGGUUCAUGUCAACUUGUUUUUGAGAAGAAAGAGGAGGAUAUACAGUGUUCAGACCCUUUCCUUUCCCACAUGUUAUAUUCUAAAAUAUAUUAAAUUACAUGUUUUCCUCAUCAAUCUACAAGCAAUACCCCAUAAUGACAGUGAAAACAACAGGUUUUUAAAAAACAGAAAAACCUUACCUACUUAAUACCUUAAAUAUUCAUACCCUGGCCUCCCGAGUGGUCCAGUGGUCUAAGGCGCUGUGCCACUAGAGAUUCUGGGUUCGAGUCCAGGCUCUGUCGCAGCCGACCGUGACCGGGAGACCCACGGGGCGGCGCACACUUGGUCCAGCGUCGUCCGGGUUAGGGGAGGGUUCGCCGGCAGGGAUGUCUUUGUCCCAAUGCGCACUCUGACACAUUGGUGUGGCUGGCUUCCGGUUUAAGUGGGCAUUGUGUCAAGAAGCAGUGCGGCUUGGUUGGAUUGUGUUUCGGAGGCCGCACAGUUCUCGAACUUCGCCUCUCCCGAGUCCGUACGGAAGUUGCAGCGAUGAGACAUGACUGUAACUACCAAUUGGAUACCAAGAAAUUGGGGAGAAAAAGUCAUGACCUUUGCUAUGAGACUCGAACUUAAGCUCAGGUGCAUCCUGUUUCCAUUUAUCAUCCUUGAGAUAUUUAUAGAACUUGGUUGGUCCACCUGUGGUAAAUUCAAUUGGACAUGAUUUGGAAAGGCACACACCUGUCUAUAUAAGGUCCCACAGUUGACCGUGCAUGUCAGAUCAUAAAACCAAGCCGUGAGGUCGAAAGGAUUGUCCGUAGAGCUCAGAGACAGGAUUGUGUCGAGGCACAGAUCUGGGGAAGGGAACCAGAAGAUGUCUGCAGCAUUGAAGGUCCUCAAGAACACAGUGGCCUCCAUCAUUCUUCAAUGGAAGAAGUUUGGAACCGCCAAGACUCUUCCUAGAGCUGUCCUCCCUGGCCAACUGAGCAAUCGGAGAGAAGGGCCAGACUCCCCCUUUGUGGUGAAGUGGCCAGACAGAAGAAUGCUUCUCAGUAAAACGCAUAUGACAGCCCGCUUGGAGUUUGCCAAAAUGCACCAAAAGGACUCUCAGACAAUGAGAAACAAGAUUCUCUGGUCUGAUGAAACCAAGAUUGAACUCCUUGGCCGGAAUGCCAAGCGUCACGUCUGGAGGAAAUCUGGCACCAUCCCUACGGUGAAGCAUGGUGGUGGUGGCAGCAUCAUGCUGUGGGGAUGUUUUUCAGCAGCAGGGACUGGGAGACGAGUCAGAAUCGAGGGAAAGAUAAACGGAGAAAAGUACAGUGAUCCUUCAUGAAAACCUGCUCCAGACCUCAGACUGGGGUGAAGGUUCACCUUCCAACAGGACAACGACCCUAAGCACACAGCCAAGACAACCCAGGAGUGGCUUCGGAACAAGUCUCUGAAUGUUCUUGAGUGGCCCAGCCAGAGCCCGGACUUGAACCCAAUCGAACAUCUCUGGAGAGUCCUGAAAAUAGCUGUGCAGCGACUCUCCCAAUCCAACCUGAUAUCGCUUGAGAGGAUCUGCUGAGAAGAAUGGGAGAAACCACAAACUCCACAAAUACAGGUGUGCCAAGUUUGUUGUGUCAUACCCAAGAAGACGCGAGGCUGUAAUUGCUGCGAAAGGUCCUUCAACAAAGGGUCUGAAUACUUAUGUAAAUAUAUUUGUCAUUAUGGGAUAUUGUGUGUAGAUUGAUGAGGGGAAAAAACGAUUUAAUCAAUUUUAGAGUAAGGCUGUAAUGUAACAGUCUAAAACGUCAUGGGGUCUGAAUGAUUUCCGAAUGCACUGUAUGGACUAGAGUGGAGCAGUAUAAUGUUCUCUCUACCCAGAGGGGGUAGUGGUUCAAUCCUGCAGGCCUUAUGCAACAUUUUAGAUAGGUAGGAGAAUAUUGUGCCCUUACAACAAAAAGGGCUUGUGAUUUUUUUACAGAAGUCAAAUGGUUCUAGGUUAUUACUCUGGGAGGCAUGUUGUAAUUUACAGUUGUAUGUUGCUGCUUGACAUGUUCACCUUGUAAAAUGUGCAGGGGGUGUAAUGGAGGAUAAACGCAAGUCAACAAAGUUGACCCAGCUAUUUUUUUGGUGCAACAGUUUACCUACCUUUUGCGGAAAAAUGCAUUGAAAGUAUAGGGAGUGAUCAGUUUAUCAACGAAUAAAAAAUGCAUUGAAAGUAUAGGGAAUGAUCAGUUUAUCAACGAAUGAAAAAUGUAACAAAUGUGUAGUGUUCCACACGUGCGCAUACAGGUGUUUUAACUGACAAAAUGUGAUAAUUUCCCACAAUGACCUUAAAACUGACUAAAGAACUAUACACACACAGGUUGUGUGAUGUCAUCGACCUACAGGUGCCUGAUUCUGUCGUGUGAACAAAGAGGAACUGACAGUAUGUUCAGCUAUACAUGAAGACUCGAGCAGUGAAUUAAGGCUCUAUAAGCAGCGGAAUUACAUAUGGUGAGAGGGGGGAAGAGUGUUAACAUCAGAUGGAGUUGCUGCUUGGCUCCUUUAUGAUGAAGUGAUGAGAGGAGGAGUGUUAACAUCAGAUGGAGUUGCUGCUUGGCUCCUUUAUGAUGAAGUGAUGAGAGGAGGAGGAGGAGUGUUAACAUCAGAAGGAGUUGACUAUGUCCUUGUAACUGAAUUAGUUACUAGACAGACAUGUAGGUUGGUGUUUAGGUAUUGAAUCCUCAGCAAAACGGUUAUAUAGUAGCUUCAAUAUGAUCCCAAUAUUGACAACAGUUCACUUGCUUUGAUUUACAAAAUUGUAUUUGGAAGUAUUUGGAGAGGCCUCCUUGUCCAGACAUCAAAUCAGAUGUUUAUUCUAUUCAGAAAGCUUCUUUUGAUUCUGUAGUAGUAAGUAGGAGGGAGAACUGAUUUGGGGACAGUGAACCUUUUGUUGAUAUUUUGCUUGUGGAAAGUGGGGCCCGGUUAGGUUCAUUCAAGGAAAGAUGGAGUCAGUCAAGUACAGUGAUCAAACCAGGAUGCUAGAGUUCUGACAAGCAUCUGCAAGGCCAAAUGUGACCUUUUUGUUUAGUGCCUUGUUGAAAUAUUGUUUGUGGAGUUUAUGUCCAUGAUGCAGUAUGGUAAGUGUUACCUCAUUCAACCUCACAUUCAAUUAGCAGACCAGUUGUUGUAUUUGUGUAUGUUGAUACUGUCUGCAUUUUAUCGGUAUGAAUACAGAUUAGAGAAGAGAAAAAAAAAUUAUUCUGAUUUUCAUAAUGUUAAAUUUUUAAUGACUUUUUCUUAUUUGUCUAUUUUACCACAAUGAAACCUUUUUAUAGCAUGUCUUUAUGAUGUUGGUGUACUACUUUGUUAGUUGCUUUUCUGGUUAUUUCUGUAGAUUGAUGUUGCAAGUGCUGGUUCCACAUUGUUUAAUUUUUUAAAUGUUGGAAGAUGGUUAUUUCAAUACUGUAUCCCAAUUCACAAACACAUGCUGUUGUACUGUAAAGUACUCUGUAAAAGAAUAAAAAAUCAUUUCCUUGCACGUA